GACCCGCUGAGAGAUGGACUUGGCAGGCGUGCUGCUGGCGCUGCUCCUCGUGCUGGUGCUGGUCGUCUCUCUGCUCUCCAACCUCCUGGUGCUGCUAUGCUUCGUCUACAGUACGGAGAUCCGCAAGCAGGUCGCCGGGGUUUUCCUGGUGAACUUAUCCUUCUGCAACCUGCUUCUCACCGUUCUGAACAUGCCUUUUACCCUGCUGGGCAUCCUGAGGAACCAGCAACCCCUCGGGGGCUGCGUCUGCAAGGCGGUGGGUUUCCUGGAAACUUUCCUGACUUCCAACACAAUGCUGAGCAUGGCAGCGCUCAGCAUCGACAAAUGGAUUGCCGUGGUGUUCCCCCUGAGCUAUACCAGCAAGAUGCGGUAUAAGGACGCUGUGAUACUGAUGGGCUACUCGUGGCUCCACUCCCUCACAUUCCCCUUGGUAUCCUUGUUUUACUCAUGGGUAGAUUACAACAGCGUUUACGCCUCUUGCACCUUACACCUGAAGGAAGAGACGGAGAGGAGAAGGUUUACAGUGUUCACCAUUGUCUUUCACUCCACCAGUUUCAUGCUGUCUCUGGUGAUCUUGUGUUUCACCUAUUUAAAGGUGUUGAAAGUUGCCCGGUUCCACUGCAAGCGGAUAGACAUAAUUACCAUGCAGACUCUGGUUUUGCUGGUGGAUAUCCACCCCAGUGUGAAGCAGCGCUGUCUGAACGAGCAGAAAAGGAGGCGGCAGCGGGCUACCAAGAAAAUCAGUAUUUUUAUAGGGUCGUUCGUGAUCUGUUUUGGUCCUUACAUUAUCACCAGGUUGAUAGAGCUCAUUCCUUUUGUUACCAUAAAUUACUACUGGGGAAUUAUAAGCAAGUGCCUCACCUACAGUAAGGCUGCAUCAGAUCCGUUUGUUUACUCACUUUUACGUCAACAGUACAAAAAAGUUCUGAUCAACAUCGUCAACAGGAUACUGAAGAGGGACCUGUAUCCCUCAUCAGGGUACAACAGUUCUCUCGAUACUGAAAACGAUUACUGCUUGCACAGAACAAACUGACAACAGGGAAGCACUCCCCUUCCAGGGAGACAGGUGUUUGCUGCUGCUGGAAAACUGCCUUUCUCCUCUCCUGCUGACAGUGGUGACAGUGUCUCCAGGGUGUGAAGGCUGCAUGAAUGCAACAUUGCAUCGUGGACUUUCAUAAAAAGGCUCCUCCCCGGUCUGCAGCCAAGCACAAUUCAUGGCAAAGCCUUGUCCCCAGUGAACAGAGUUGGCUUGAGGGGUUUUGAGA
Molecule: messenger RNA, 1265 nt
Organism: Camarhynchus parvulus
Lineage: Eukaryota; Metazoa; Chordata; Aves; Passeriformes; Thraupidae
Gene: GPR78
Product: G protein-coupled receptor 78
Exons: 3
Coding region: 14-1033 (339 amino acids)
Biological process (GO): adenylate cyclase-activating G protein-coupled receptor signaling pathway
Cellular component (GO): membrane
Molecular function (GO): G protein-coupled receptor activity
Source: RefSeq, a predicted model, not a curated record